GACUCGACUCGACUCGUCGGCACCACCUGGGCUUUAUUCCGCGGAAACGACGAGCUGCGCGAGGAGCAGAACGGAGAACCCAGGCAGAAGCGCGGCGUUCACGGCUGUCCGGGAAUUCUGUCUAUGAAGACUGCCGUGCACAUCCACCAGGCUGAGAAAGGAAGAAGAGGGAUACCCGUUUAAUUAUUUUUCAUUAUAACAAAACAAGCCAUUUCAGGGGGUUUUAUUUCAUGGGGAUGUGUUCAAGGCAAGAGAGGAUUCAGAAAGACGUCGACAUCGUAAUUCAGAGGUGCAAGGCGGAGAAGGACUGCCCGUUUUCUGAUUUUCGAUACUCCGACUCCACGUUCACGUUCACGUACGCGAAGGGCCCGAAAAGGGUGUCGUAUUCAGUGCACGUCUCUGAAGAUUAUCCUGACAACACUUAUGUGUCCAGUUCUGAGAAUGACGAUGACGUAUUAGUCACAAGAGAUCCCAUUCCUGUCAUUUUUCACAGGAUAGCAACAGAAAUCAGAAUUAACUGUGAUGCCACAAACUGCCUGUCUUUCAAAUCAAAACUUCACAUUGACAAGAACCAGUUCCACAGUGCCAUAGAUGAGGAUUCAGAAGGAGACAACGACUCUGAGGAGUUUUACUAUGGUGGUCAGGUGAACUACGAUGGAGAACUUCACAAACAUCCACAGCUUGAGGCCGACUUAGCAGCAGUGAGAGAAAUAUAUGGACCUCAUGCAGUAUCUCUCAGGGAAUAUGGUGCAAUCGAUGACGUUGACAUAGAUUUGCAUGUUGACGUCAGCUUUCUCGAUGAGGAAAUUGCUCUUGCCUGGGAUGUGAUUAGGAGAGAACCGGUCAUCGUACGUCUCCAUUGUUCGCUCACACAGUAUCUCAAUGGACCAGUUCCAACAGUUGAUGUAUUCCAGGUGUCAACAAAAGAGAGGUUUGGCCUCGGACACCAACUGAAAAAGAUCAUGCAGACGUUCGUCACUCAACAAUGGAAAAAUCACAGUAAAGAUAAACUGAGCUGUCCACACAGCAAAAAGCAAAGUGAUAAAAAGGCGAAAUCACCGCUGCAUAUCUUUUCAACCCUUCGCAGGUCACCCAGCUAUCCACCCCCAGGGUGCGGGAAGAGCAAGAAGAAGCUGAAACCCGAGCAAGAUGGAAUAUCCAAGUCGCACAAAUUGCUGCGCAGGACUUGCUCAAGCGCACCGAAGACUGAUGAUGGGUGUGCCAGCAAGUCCCACAAGCCCUUGGGCCGCUCUCUAUCCAGUGAUCCACGGGUGGAACAUGUGCUGCCCCCAGCCAAGCCCCACAAGCUGCUGACCCGGCCCUGCCCGACGGUGGUGGUGCCGUCGACGGUGACCAAGCCGGACGACUGUGCCUCUCUGAAGUUACCGAAGGUGCCGCCGAGGCCGUGCUCAGCGGAGCUGCGGUGCGAGCCCAAUGGUGGAGGCAGUAGCGGUGGCCUCAAGCCGCACCGCCUCCUGACCCGCUCUUGCUCUGGUGCCCUGCGUGCUGAGGAGCUAGAUGGCCUCCGGCAGCCCAAGCUGCUCAGCCGCUCCUACUCGGGCAGCACCAAGAUGGGCAAGUCUGACCUCUUCAAGGAGCCUGUCCCCGAGAGCCGUCGGCUCUCUCUUACCUCAGGGCUAAUUGGCAUCCUCGCCCCGUCGCUGUCCACGCCACCCACCCCGAACUAUGACGCCAAGUCAAUUCCGGUGAGAGACCGAGGUUUUCUUGUUCAGACCGUGGAGUAUGCAGAGCAGAGGAUUCCGGUCCUUAACGAGUACUGCGUGGUGUGUGAUGAGCCACACGUGUUUCAGAAUGGACCAAUGCUGAGACCCACGGUGUGCGAACGAGAGCUCUGCGUCUUUGCCUUCCAAACCCUAGGGGUCAUGAACGAAGCUGCUGAUGAGAUCGCCACAGGAGCUCAGGUGGUGGAUUUGUUGGUUUCCAUGUGCCGUUCAGCUCUGGAGUCUCCCAGGAAGGUUGUCAUUUUUGAGCCAUAUCCUUCAGUGGUCGAUCCCAACGAUCCCCAAACACUAGCCUUCAAUCCUCGGAAAAAGGACUAUGACCGUGUGAUGAAAGCCCUGGACAGCAUUGCGUCAAUCCGUGAAAUGACCCAGGCGCCAUACCUGGAAAUUAAAAAGCAGAUGGACAAACAUGACCCUCUUGCGCACCCUUUACUGCAGUGGGUAAUAUCCAGUAACAGGUCCCAUAUAGUCAAACUACCAGUAACAAGACAACUGAAGUUCAUGCACACUCCUCACCAGUUUCUCCUGCUCAGCAGUCCGCCUGCCAAAGAAUCCAACUUCAGAGCUGCCAAAAACCUCUUUGGAAGUACCUUUGCUUUUCAUGGUUCACACAUAGAGAACUGGCACUCCAUUCUAAGGAAUGGUUUGGUUGUUGCAUCAAACACAAGGCUCCAGCUCCAUGGUGCCAUCUAUGGUAGUGGAAUAUAUGUCAGCCCAAUGUCAAGCAUUUCCUUCGGUUACUCAGGGAUGAAUAAAAAACAGCAGAAAGUUUCUUCAAAGGAUGAGACUACAUCUCACAGCAAGACCAACACAAGUUUGCAGGCACAGAAGAGAGGGCAGCAGCCUCAGUUUUUACAAAGUCGGAAUUUGAAGUGCAUAGCCUUAUGUGAAGUUAUUACGUCUCCUGAUUUGGACAAACAUGGUGACAUUUGGGUUGUUCCCAACACAGAUCAUGUUUGUACAAGAUUUUUCUUUGUUUAUGAGGACGGGCAGGUUGGUGACACAAACAUCAACACACAAGACAACAGCAUCUACAGAGAGAUCUUACGAGUAAUAGGCAAUCAAACUGCUACUGGAUAAAGAUGAACAACUCAUUACAGUGGCCUGAACAUGACCUUUUUCAGACUCAAAGCUGGAUUUUGAGCUAAAGAGGUGAUUACAGUGUGAUUAUUGUAAGGAAACACUAUUUAAAACAUUUAAAUAGGUUUGAACAAAAGAGCUACAUUUAUACCCCUGGUAGGACAGUAAAAUGCAUUAGAUAUACUCAAUUAUGUUGAAAAAGUUUGAAAAUGUCAGGAAUGUCCAACUUGACGAAUGGACUGCUUUCUUUUUUAAAUGGAAAAAAUUGGUAACUUCAUCAAAAUGUUGAUUUAUAAUACUAGUUAAAACUUUACAGGAAUUUGGUACUCCUGUGUAAUGAAAAGCCAAACCCUGGAACUUGUUUACUAACCAAGACACAUCUAUUUGCAGUGUAGUUAGUAAAUGAUGAAGGUGUUGAUAUGCACUUUGACUUUUUUAUUGUACAAUAUUUUAACUUAAAAUGCCUUUUUUCCCAAUUUAGCAACUCAAAGACUCAAAGACUUUAAUUCUUACUUAGCUGAUUCGUAUUCUGAAUGGUGACUUAAACAAGAUUCUUGUUUAUUGAUGAUGAAAACUAUCUGCAGCCGAUUCCUUGAAGCAUAAAAAAAGCAGUAUAAAGUUAUGUGUGUUUGUCUCAUCUUCAUGUUGAUCACCUGGCCUUGCUGUUGACUGUAAAAGGAGUGAUCUGAAAUGCUGAAGUGGUGAUGUCCUUGUCCUACCUCCCGCAGCUGGUUGAUUUUCCUCCAUUAUACCCAACAAAAAGCCCAAUAACAAUAAUGGUUGUUGCUCAUUACACUAGCAGCAACUGGUUUACAGUGAUUGGUCAGUGCUUCUUUUUUCCAGUCUUUGGUUUUUAAUCUUCCUUCAACAUCUGAUGUAUAGCUGAUAAGUAAUCUUUAAAAAAACAAAAUAUUGUAAAGAGAAGUUUAUUUUUUGGGGACGGGGUUUGUAUGAGAAAACGGCUCAUGUUUGACGCUUAGCUUUUAUAUUUGGCUGUUUCUUUCUAACUAAACAUUUGUAAAAGCAGAGAAAUCAAAACUAAAUGUCACCCUCCCACUCCUGUUCUUGUUCAUUGUAAUAUCAAAUUUGUCUAGAAGACUCAAAAUAUGACUUUAUAUGCAUGUCUGAUCAAUGGUCAGAAGUAAGCAAUAAAUAUAAAGUAAAGAAUUUGAUUUUAAAAAGGACAACUGUUUGCCUCUUCAUGGCUUUAGGUUACAGUAUACAUUUAUUUCAAGUUAUUGGCUCAAUAUUUCAUUGCUGAUUUCAUUUUUAGGCCUGCUGUAACGCUCCUGUGUCUCCUUUUAAAGUUCAGUUGCAGAAUAUAAAAAUCUUAUUGCAAUUUGUCAGUUCUGCUGCUGAAGUACUUUUAAUUUAUAUAAAAAAAAAAAAAGAAAAAAAAAAAAAAAAAAAACUGGCCAGGGUUGGGUUUCCAAAAACCUUCACAAGCAUCAUUAACAUUGUUUCUCUGUUGAGUACUGUUUAAAAAUGUUAACAAAACUUACUAAGGUGUACAGUGGUUUUGGGAAAUCCAGUCCAGGAAUGUUGAUGCAGUCUCAACUGAUGUAAACCCUGUUAACACUGUAUCAGUGUUACAUUGUAUAUCACGGUGUUACAAUAAAAAAAAACCUUAAAUCUAUGUAAUGCAUAUAUAUAAAAUGGAUACAUUGUGAUUUAAUAAUGCAUUCACUUGAUUUACAAAAUUCAUUGGAAAUGAUAAUUCAUAGUAUUGUUCCAUUUGUGUUAAUUUCAUCACAAUUCCAUUUCAAACAUUUUUACUUAAGAUAAUUAUUUAGAAAAACAAAUGUCACUGAAAGUUUAUGCAUUUACAAAUUUAUAGCUUAGCUGAGCAUGAAACCUUA
Molecule: messenger RNA, 4681 nt
Organism: Scleropages formosus (Asian bonytongue)
Lineage: Eukaryota; Metazoa; Chordata; Actinopteri; Osteoglossiformes; Osteoglossidae
Gene: parp8
Product: poly (ADP-ribose) polymerase family, member 8
Exons: 26
Coding region: 231-2822 (863 amino acids)
Molecular function (GO): NAD+ poly-ADP-ribosyltransferase activity
Source: RefSeq, a predicted model, not a curated record